Molecule: messenger RNA, 5099 nt
Organism: Bactrocera tryoni
Lineage: Eukaryota; Metazoa; Arthropoda; Insecta; Diptera; Tephritidae
Gene: Dgk
Product: diacylglycerol kinase 1
Exons: 21
Coding region: 734-4597 (1287 amino acids)
Biological process (GO): lipid phosphorylation; diacylglycerol metabolic process; intracellular signal transduction
Cellular component (GO): plasma membrane
Molecular function (GO): calcium ion binding; ATP-dependent diacylglycerol kinase activity
Source: RefSeq, a predicted model, not a curated record
UAAAUAUGAAAUAAAUUAAAAGGCAAAUGAAGUGGUGAGCAGCAGCAGCAAAAAGCAAAAAAGAGUGGGUGACUUUGUUCGAAGCUUUUAUCGCAUGUAUUUCUGUAAAUAUAUCCUAUAUUUAUAUAUCUAUUUAUUUGCGAAAAAAAUUGCAAAUAAAUUUAAAAAGUGUGUGGCAGCGUGAAGUCGGUGCACAGCAGCGCAACAAACACAAGCGAAAACAAACAAAUAGCAAAGAAAUUGAAAUACAAAAAAGAAAACAAAAACACAAAUAAAAAUAGUCAAAAAAAUCGAAAAACAAAACAAUAAAAAACUGCAAACGAAAGAAUUUACUGCGACAAGAAGUUGGAGUGGGUUGACAUUUGUGCGACUGUGUGCGUGUGUGUGAAUCGAUGUGCCUGUUUACAAACACUCACACAUCCAAAUAAAACCACCAAAGGGAGACAGCCGUCGGCUGAACAAAGUGCAGUGCAGUGUAAGCACUGACGGCGCGGCGUGCGACGCGGCAUUGCUGUGCCUUGCUGAUGUGGUGUGCUGAGCUCUGCGACCCGCUGCUGAUGAUCUAAGAUUUAUUAAUUUGUCCUUCCAUAAUGGCAGAAAUCUUAACAGCAACUGUAACUAACUAAAGCUCUAAGUGUAAGUUUUAAGUGUGCCUAAAGUGUUAAGUUUGAGCUUCAAUUUCAACUCGUAAUAAUUCUCCAUAAUCGAAAGGAUUUAUUCAGAAGAAGGCACAAUGACCGCCACAUCACAUAAAUGGGACAAACUGUCGCCGCGCGAGUUUCAACAGCUGCAGGAAUUGGCAUCAUAUUCAACGAGAAAGCUACAGGAUGUGCUGCAGGAUUUUUGUGCACCACAUGCCUCACCCAAAUUCAAUCCCGAUGGGGACAUUGACUACGAUGGCUUUCGCUGCUUUCUCGAUGCCUUUCUCGACUGCGAGACACCAGUCGACUUGGCCAAACAUCUAUUCGUUUCCUUCCUCAAGCCGAACGUCACACAGUCACAGCUGCAUGGCAAGGCGCUCAAUCAGAUGGCAGCCAUUAGCAGUACGACGGCGUGUGCGGCCGUCACAUCGCACACGAAGGGCUCCAUACCGAAUAUCAGCAGUAUUGCUGAAAUUGCAGCGCCGGCGGCAAGCGAAGCGCGUCACACCUUCGUGGAGAAGAUUCAUGGCAUCACCGAUAAGCUGCACUCAUUGAGCGGCCAUUUGACACAUGAUCCCAGCAAGACGGGCAGCGUACAUCCGAUGGUAACUGUUACGCCCAGUCCGCUUGCGAGUGGCCCGUCCAUAUUCCAGAGCAGCGCUGCGGCGCGCCGUUCCGUCGACUCGAGUCCAUCGCAUUCGCAAGCGAAUCAUUCACAGAUGUCACGUAACUCAUCAAAGAAGAGUAACAAUUCGGUUAAUUGCAAAAUCGAAACUGAUAUCAAACUUUUGGCACGCAAACUUUCACACUUUGAUCCGUUGACGCUGAAGGUGCCGCUCAAGGAUGUCGUCUGCUAUUUGUCAUUGCUGGAAGCUGGACGACCGGAAGAUAAGCUUGAAUUUAUGUUUCGUCUAUACGAUACCGAUGGCAAUGGUGUCCUGGAUACGGCCGAAAUGGAUGCGAUUGUUAAUCAAAUGAUGGCUGUUGCCGAAUAUCUUGGCUGGGAUGUCAGCGAAUUGCGGCCGAUUCUGCAAGAUAUGAUGGUGGAAAUUGACUAUGAUGCCGAUGGAACUGUUUCACUGGAAGAGUGGCAGCGUGGCGGCCUGACAACCAUUCCACUGCUCGUGCUCUUGGGCGUUGACAAUACGGCACUGAAGGAGGAUGGCAUUCAUGUGUGGCGCUUAAAACAUUUCAGCAAGCCGGCAUAUUGUAAUCUCUGCCUGAAUAUGUUGGUCGGCCUUGGCAAAAAGGGUCUCUGCUGUGUGUUAUGCAAAUAUACGGUGCACGAACGUUGCGUGCAACGUGCACCACCCUCUUGCAUCACCACCUAUGUAAAAACAAAGAAAGCCAAGGGAGGCGGCGACAUGUUGCACCAUUGGGUCGAUGGCAAUUGCUAUGGCCGCUGCUCCAAGUGUCGCAAACGCAUUAAGGCAUAUCACGGCAUCACCGGCUUGACGUGUCGCUGGUGCCACAUGAUGCUACACAAUCGCUGCGCCUCGUCGGUCAAAAAGGAAUGUACUUUGGGCGAAUAUGCGGAUUUAAUUAUACCGCCGACGGCCAUCUGUCCAGCGGUCUUAGAUCGCCAGCGCUCGGUAAAUCAAGCGAAUAAAGCCACACAUUUUCAAAUUACACCGCCAAGCGAGAGCAGCUGUCCGUUGCUGGUAUUUGUGAAUCCAAAGAGUGGCGGUCGCCAAGGUGAUCGUAUACUGCGAAAAUUUCAAUAUAUGCUCAAUCCGAGGCAAGUGUAUGAUCUGUCGAAAGGUGGACCAAAGGAAGGUUUGACGUUAUUCAAAGACAUGCCGAACUUUAAGGUGAUUUGUUGUGGUGGUGACGGCACGGUUGGUUGGGUGCUCGAAGCAAUGGAUUCCAUUGAACUCGCCACACAACCGGCCAUUGGCGUCAUACCACUUGGCACUGGCAACGAUUUGGCGCGCUGUCUGCGUUGGGGUGGCGGCUAUGAGGGCGAAAAUAUACCCAAGCUAAUGGACAAAAUUAAGCGCUCGUCCAUUGUAAUGUUGGAUCGUUGGAGUAUUGAGGUGACGAAUGCAGCGCCUGUGGCGGAAGUACUACGACCAAAGGUCACGCUCCACUCGAACAUGCAGAAAGUGAUUGAGCUAUCGCAGAGUGUUGUGGUCGAAAAGGCGCUUUUCGAGAAAUUCGAGGAGUUCCACCGCAGCACCAGCGUUUGCACGAACAUGUGCAGCGGUAGCAGCAGCAAACAGGAGCACAUGACCACAACGGCAUCCACGUCAUCGAUGAGUUCGUCGAUUACCACAGCAACCGAAUACGCCACCGAUGCGGUUGGCGGUGGCAUACGAGGUGCGAGUGUCGGCGGUGCGGGAGGUGGCAUUGCGGGCAAUGGUGGUGGUGGUAGUGGAGGUGGCAACGUGGGUCGCGCAACCAAAAGCAUAUCAAUGUCGACAUUCGAAACGAAGCGCACGCUCACAACACUCAGCAAUAGCAGCAGCAGUUGCAGCAGUACGAGCACAAUUAUUAGACAACAAAAGCAACAACAACAGCACGAGGAACAGGAGCGCCAAAAGGAGCGACGCGAACGAACGCAAUCAGAAGACUUGCAAUCACCUGGCACACCGCAAAAGCCGGAAAUGGCUAAAAGCGUCGAUGGCGAUGCAAUUGAUGAUGAGAGCAACAACAACAAUGACAACGAUAAAAUGAACAAUUGUGUUGUGAAUCGCAGCGAACGCCAUUCAAUACACGCGCCUGCGGUGGCAACAGACAUUCCAAAUAAUCCGCCAACUGAGCAGAAAAGCGAAGUGGAAGGAACGCUGGCGCCAGAACAAUUACAGACACCUCCUAGCGCGAAAAGCAUAUCAACACCAACAGAAAGGGAAAAUAUUGGACUCAGCACUGCAUCGAUAAAAGCGUCCACCGCAGCAACCAUCAGCACCACUCCUGACACCACUGCCCCCACCGCACCCAUUAGUCACAUUAGCAACGAGGUAGAGCUCGCAGCUGCAUCAGUGACAGCAGCGGAAGUAUCGACUGUCGCUGACAGCUCGACAGUGCCAAACACGCCAUUGUCACCGACAUCGCCAUUACCGAUCUCUUCGGCAUCGCCCAAAUAUUCCCCUACACCAUCUGGCACCGUUGGCGCACCGGAGCCGGAAACAUUAGCAGCAGAUGCAGAACCCACAACACCGUCCACAUUGACUUCGUCCGGCAGUGCAGCGGCGAAAACUCAGACUGUCAUAUCUCUGCCCAAACAGAUUAAAGUGCAGCCGGAAAAAGAUUGCACAGUGCCCUAUAAUAUCAUCAACAAUUACUUCUCAGUCGGGGUGGAUGCUGCAAUCUGCGUUAAAUUCCACUUGGAGCGCGAGAAGAAUCCGCACAAAUUCAACAGUCGCAUGAAAAACAAGCUAUGGUACUUUGAAUAUGCUACUUCAGAAACAUUUGCGGCGUCAUGCAAGAAUCUGCACGAGAAUAUCGAAAUUGUGUGCGACGGUGUUUCACUAAAUUUAGCCAAUGGCCCACACCUACAAGGCGUCGCCCUGCUAAACAUUCCUUACACACAUGGCGGCUCGAAUUUGUGGGGUGAACAUCUGUCACAGAAGCGUAUACGCAAAAGCGCUGGUCCAUUCCGUAAAGGGAAGAAACUUAAAUCUUCGGAUAAAGAACUUUCGGCCACAAGCUUUACAUCUGUGGACUUAUCAGUUGCAACGCAAGAUUUUGGCGAUCGUCUGAUUGAAGUAAUUGGUUUGGAAAAUUGUCUACAUAUGGGUCAAGUGCGCACCGGCUUACGCGCCUCCGGUCGACGUUUGGCGCAGUGUAGUGAGGUCAUUAUUAAGACGAAGAAAACAUUUCCAAUGCAAAUCGAUGGUGAACCAUGGAUGCAGGUACCUUGCACGAUAAAAGUCACUCAUAAGAAUCAAGUUCCUAUGCUAAUGGCACCACGUUCCGAAAAGGGAAGAGGCUUUUUCAAUUUACUAUGCAGCUGAUUUCGGCGGAGCGUUUCCGCUAGUAGUUCCUUAGGGCAGCCACUAAUGGAGCGACACCAACAACAACACAAAGAAACCACCGUCCAACACAUAGAAUAGCUUUAAUUUUAUUGCAUUACAACAAAAGUAUGCGGAAAAAGGAAAAGGAAAUGAAGUAAGCAAACAAAAGAAAAAUAGUGAUGUCAGUAUAUGUGAAACAAAGAAAUACAAAUGUUAAAGAUGUUAAAUGCAACCAAUUACAUACAUAUAUGUAUAAUGUAUAAAAAAGCAGCAAGUUGUAAAAGCGAAGAACUACAAAUUUUAAUGCAUUCAUAUAGUGAGCUUUAAUUUAUUUUAUUACAGCAUAUUUUAGUUUAACUACAAAUUGUAAUAUUUUAGGAAAAUAGUAAAUUUAUUAGAGAAAUAAUGUUUGUAAUAGUGAAAUACAGGAUAUACAACAAACUUUGUCGAAAUAUAUGCAUGUACAUAUAUAAAACGCCACUGAAUAAGUUUAACGUUAAUA